AUGCCACUGAGACGCUUGCCCUCAGAACUUUAUCUGCACGUCUUGCACUACCUCCAAGAACCCUCAGAUCUUCUUCCAAUAAGACUGGUGUCUCGAACUCUCUAUUCACAUAUCGACGGCCACUGUGCAGCAUUGGCUAUUCAGAAACAUAAUCUGCUGAGAAAUUCACACGUCAAGCCCGGGGCUUGGUACAAGAGGGGCUGUGGACAGGGCGGCGGCCUGGCCGCCAACGCCGGCACGAGACGCCAUCGGCACGUUAGACAUGGGUUGAGACUAAGAAGGUCUGAAAACCGCUGUGAAAGAUCUGAUAGCGUGAGAGGGAGUGCUGAUCUCGUCGUGUUCUUUGACGUGGCCAUGCACUCGUGGAACCUUCGAGCCGCCAGAUGGUUGGGAACCAUGGGUCUCGCACAUAUGCCCCAACUCGCACCCGGAAGACCACGAGCCUGUGACUUUUUCCGUGCCCUUUUUGCCUCCAACGCAGAUGGUUCUGCGUGUCAACAAUUUCAUCGUUCGACACCGGGCCAUCGCGACAAUCAACAUAGCCGGAAGGCUGGGGAUGAGGCACUAGGGAAGAGGCAGCGGCCGGGACGAAUCUUUACCCACGUGCGUAACUUGUUUAGCGCGCCCAGCUUGUCCACUGAGCGCCAUCGUGCUACGCCUUGCGUCGGACUAUGUGCCAAGUGUCCUGCUUAUGAUGCUUCCGAUGCUGCUUGGGGCCCAGAGUCUACGAGAGAGAGUAACGUAACCGGCAAAGCUCGCCCGCGCUGA
Microdochium trichocladiopsis is the source of this 768-nucleotide messenger RNA. RefSeq lists its product as uncharacterized. The transcript is spliced from 4 exons. NCBI's taxonomy places the organism in Eukaryota, Fungi, Ascomycota, Sordariomycetes, Xylariales, Microdochiaceae. Gene Ontology annotation, molecular function: protein binding. The record is from RefSeq and is a predicted model, not a curated record. Bases 1 to 768 code for a protein of 255 amino acids.